Messenger RNA from Mesorhabditis spiculigera, 178 nucleotides. The record is from the annotation of a GenBank genome assembly. Lineage: Eukaryota; Metazoa; Nematoda; Chromadorea; Rhabditida; Rhabditidae.
AUGCCAGCUCUAACCUCCCGGCUGUCGAAGCUCAAAUUCCUCGAGUUGAAGCACAACAAGCUUGAGGAGGUCGAUGAUCAGCUGAUGGAAAUGCUGCCCGAGAUCGAGUCGAUGGACCUGAGCCACAACCGCUUGGCAGAGCGUCCACUGCUCGAUGUUAAGGCCAGCGCUUUCAUAU